CUGUAACACACAGAUCAGAGACAUUUAUUACAGCAUAAAGCAUCCCCCCUCUAUCAAAGCCUCCAACAACAUUCAUGGCAGAUACCAUUCACAAGCCAUCAUAUGUUAUAGAUCAGUAUUUAGAGGAUGUCCCAAAAGACGAAUUCUUGGACACGGAGUUUAUACCCUCUGGCACCCCUGAACAUCCUCUAUCCUUAGUAAUUGCCGGACCAAGGUUCCUGUCUUCCAACCUUUACCAGCUCUCCCCCAUUGAGGACCUGGAACUGGCGAAAACAUUGGUUAGGCCAGGAUCAUUGUUUCAACAAGAUUUGUCCAAGGCAAAGAAGUUCACCAAUGAAGGUUAUGGAUCUGUGACUCGAGUUUUUGUUGUGUGCGAUGGGGAUAGAGCAAUAAACAUUUAGUUCCAAUGCUGGAUGAUCGAGAACAAUCCACCUAAAGAUGUUUUGGAGGUCAGGGGUGCAGAUCAUAUGGCGAUGCUCUCAAAACCACAUGAAGUUUUCAAUCGUCUUCUGGAGAUUGCCAAUAAAUAUGCUUGAUCAGAUAUAGACUUCUAAGUCCUAAAUUCUAAUAAUACAUCUCUUGCAUCACAAGAUAUGUUAAUAGUAACAAAAUAAAUAAAUGUUAGUGAUGUAUUUUACGUUUUGCCUACAACUAAAUAAAGGUACUUGUGCAAU
Rubroshorea leprosula is the source of this 674-nucleotide messenger RNA. The record is from the annotation of a GenBank genome assembly. NCBI's taxonomy places the organism in Eukaryota, Viridiplantae, Streptophyta, Magnoliopsida, Malvales, Dipterocarpaceae.